This is a messenger RNA of Aspergillus glaucus CBS 516.65, 880 nucleotides long. Its product is annotated as DUF202 domain-containing protein. Bases 76 to 777 code for a protein of 233 amino acids. The transcript has 4 exons. The record is from RefSeq and is a predicted model, not a curated record. Lineage: Eukaryota; Fungi; Ascomycota; Eurotiomycetes; Eurotiales; Aspergillaceae.
CUCCCCCCUCCUCCCUCUAAUCGCCGAUAACGAACAAGAACGGCGACCAACGCCGUCACCGUCACCACCGUCAGAAUGCCCGAACAACGCGAACCAGACCCAGACCCAGACGCCAUGGAACUACAGGAGAUCCAUACACAUGACAGAUGCGAGAGCCACGACGACGGUGACGAGUACGCGCAGUCAGCAGCGACGGUUUCGUCUGGCGAGAAUCGCGUGCCGUAUCGGACUGUUGCGGCGCGGGUUGUCAAUGCGGAUGGGAGAAGAAGGGGCAAUGGUUCGAAUCAAAAUAGCGGCAACAGAGAUGAUUGCCACGAGAAGGGUGUGCUAUUGAAGGGAAAGAAGAUCUGGGACGCUUUGAGCGGAUUCUGGACAAGUCAGGUUGUCCUGGCAGUUCCGCAGAAGAAGAACCGCGAUCAUUACGCCCUCGAACGAACCUUUCUCGCGUACAUCCGCACCUCCGUCAUCCUAGCCAUGCAAGGCGUCCUAAUCGCGCAACUCUUCCGUCUCCAACGCUCCAAAUCCCAAGAAGCCUCUGAACUCACAUACUACGAAGUUGCGGUUCCGUUAUCUAUCGCGUGUCAUAGUGUCGCGCUGGUCGUUGUCGUGGUUGGCGCGUUUCGGUUCUGGAGGCAGCAGAAUGCUUUGUUUCGGGGGAAGGUGCAUGCUGGGGGGUGGGAGAUGAAUUCGAUUGGGGUGUUGGUUUUCUUGGUUGUGGUUGUGACAUUGGUGUUGUCGGUUGUUAUCUUGGUUCAGUUGGAUCGGGGGCCUGCUUAGGUUGUGGGAUAUUGGUUAACAAUACCCAAACUAUGCCAACAACACUCCCCAUCCAAGGUGCAUAGGCAACGGAACCCUCUCGCCAUCAUCGUAUACCCCCUUA